Molecule: messenger RNA, 3253 nt
Organism: Leopardus geoffroyi (Geoffroy's cat)
Lineage: Eukaryota; Metazoa; Chordata; Mammalia; Carnivora; Felidae
Gene: LRRC63
Product: leucine rich repeat containing 63
Exons: 10
Coding region: 1002-2780 (592 amino acids)
Molecular function (GO): protein binding
Source: RefSeq, a predicted model, not a curated record
CUUCCGGUUGCUAGGGCCCGUGCCCUUGGCCUCAGGCCAGGCCUUGCGGCGGGGGUGGGGGUCGAGGGUAGUUAAUCUAGGUGCUUUCCCGGCGGACUGCUUCUCGCGGGAGACUCGCAACCUGCCUUGACCUUUACCUCGCUGCCUCAAUUCCGAGGAAAAGAUGAAAGAGGAAAAGCCGGUCGUUUUGAGAAGCAGCUGAUUGCCUUGAAGGAUAGUGUAGGGGUCCAGCGCAUCUUCUCCAAUAAUACGGAAGGAAAAUUACCGGCAUCAAGGGGGACGUACUAACAGGGACCAUACCUUGAGCGCUUGUGUGCAAAGUUAUCUUUGGGGGAUAAAACGGCCCAUUUAUGCAGCUCCGGAGCAUUCCCUUCCCAACUGUCAACGGAAUACUGAUGUGCCAGGCACUUUGAUGUUGCCUUGAGAACUUAGCGCAUGUUUUGAGCUUCUGGCAUUAUUUCUAAAUUGUACCAAUUGGAACAGAGAUCCUGGAAAAUCUGAUUAUAUUGAAGACCAUCUUAGUUUUGGGUUAAAGAGUAUGACCCAACUAGUAGUGGUUGAAACUUAAAACAAGUCCUUUUGCAGAAAGAAAACAAGUUACCUGUGAACUGUAAACAGAUAUUUCGAGUCUUAAGAGGCUAUCAUGGAGGGAUUUCCUUAAUCUUUUUGACCAAAUCUUUUCCCAAAUACGUAAAGUAAUAACAGUUUGAAGGUAGAGGUGAAAAAAUGAGUGUUAUUUUUACUGUUCGGGAAAAUCAGUGUCUACUAGAUGAUAUGGCAUGGGCAGAUUGAACAUUUUGCUAAUAUGAGAAAUUUUAGAAUGAUCCUGAUUGGUAAUAGUGAAUUCUGCUUGGACUCAGCACAGUAUUAGCAAAGAAUGAUUUUCACUAAAAUGUAGAUUCUAAUGAAUUACUUUUCAGCAACAAUUCAAACAUAUUGAAAACCUUUUCAAUUCCCGAUUAACCAAUAGCUGUGAAAAACAGUGUUCAUUGUUAGUUAAAAUGCAAAACCACCCACAACUGCUUCGAAGACCUUUACCUCCAAAACUCCCUAAGCUGCCUUUACCUAAGAAGAGAGUCUAUGCAGCCAAGACUGGUAAAGCUAAGCCAAAACAUGUGACGUUCACUCUAGAAGAAACCACUUCAACUGAAAGAAAGAAAACUAGUUUUCCUGAUGUUUCAAGAGAUCGAUCACAAACCCCUAUCAGUAUCCAAAAUCUCUCUCUUGAUCAUCAUGUACAAGAAAGAGUGGCGACUAUUUCAAUACCAAGAAAACAUCUUAACAGGGUCUAUUGGCACAUUCCAGAGACUGCUACUGGUGGCAUAUUUUUUCCAAGCUGUCAUUCGGCCUCAAGUCGAGUUUUUGGGAAAGAAACGAGCCAAACGGAAACUUCAAGAAAAUCAAAACCAGAAGUGUCAAAAAGAAAAAAUAUUUAUGUUGAUAACAUGUUCAAAGACAUUCUGAUUCUCUCCUCAGAGUUCUCCAGACCUGCAAGUGCACCUUCCGCAGUUAUUACUCCCAAACCCAAGGAAGUUCUCUCUGAGUAUCCACCUUUAUCAAAGAAGAAAACCUUUAUUUUUAAGCAGGCUCUGAUAGAUUUAAGUGAAACAGGGCCAAGCCCUCCACCAAGAAGUGUGCCUGUUAAAGCAGAAAGACAGUGGUCUGAACGUUUAAAGCAAAAUACUGCGGUGGUACUAACUAUUAGUAAUUUUCCAGGUCCCAUCGCCCUACCAACACCAAUUUUGCCAAGAAAACCUCGAAGACAGUCUUUGUUAGAAACUCAAGUAACAGAAUCUGACAAUGUGGAAAGCACGUCGAGGCAAAGCGUGUCAAACCUGACGGAAGGUAUCGUUAACAUUAAACCUAUAAAAAGAGAGGAAUCACAUGUGAUACGGGGUGAAGGUUUUAAGACUAUUAAUGCAACACGAUAUGAAACAAUAAUAGCCAUGACCAACCUAGCCAUAAUUAACUGUCAAGUACAUGGAAGAAAUGCACUUAAUCUUAAGGGUUUUUUUAUUAUGACUUGUCCAGACUUAACACCGUUGGCUUCCCAACUGAUAUAUCUUAACUUAUCCUUUAAUGAGAUCAGUUAUUUUCCCACAGAAAUAUUUUGUCUUAAAAAUUUACAACUACUAUUCCUGAGAAAUAAUCCUAUCAAAGAAAUCCCUUCUGAGAUUCAACGGCUUAAGUUCCUUAGAGUUUUCAGCAUCGCCUUUACUUUGAUCACUACCCUUCCACCUGGGUUAUUUUCUUUGGCCCAUCUUGAGGAACUCGAUAUCUCCUACAAUAGUGUUGCUUCUAUCCCAAACAAAAUCCAGAAACUCAGAUUACUUGAAAAUCUGAAUGUUAACGGGACCGAUCUGACUACUUUUCCACCUGCGAUUUUGAAGCUUACCCUGAAAAAACUCCAGUUUGAGAACACUUUCACGCAUCCUACUUUUUGGAAAGAGAAUUCUUUAAAUAGCCCCCCGUGUCUGACUCAUCUUACGUCCUUGUUCUUCUUAAAAAGUAAUCUAGACAAAUAUUACGAUGAGAUCCCAGUGGAAAUUCAAGAGCUGCUAAAAUGCCCGUCUACAUGUGAAUGGUGUCACGGUCCCAAGUUUGGUGAGGGUUUUCGAGUCAUCCGAUCCUGUGAUAUUUUUGGAGCAACACAGCUUCCUGUUUUGUACCAUGUCUGUUCUUCCUACUGCUACAGAAAAGUAAAGGAAAGCAGUUUUAUUUUAAAGAAUGAUCCCAGUAAAAGAAGAGCUCUAAAUUCUGAGUUGAUAAUCAUACAAUGAUUUAGGAGUCCCACUUUAAAAGCCAUUAAAGUUUGUGUAUAUGGUAAUUCCUGUCUUUGAGAGUACAGGUUCUGUCUUCUGUGACGCCUCUUUGUAACCCCAGCUCCUUAAGGAACUUUGUGAUUGUGAGGGAAUUGUUGCAGAAUAAUUACUUUAGGAAGAUUAGUAAAAGGUCUUUGGAUUUCAGUGAAGAUCUAGAAAAUUAUUGCAUGUUGGGCGUAAAAUGAGAACUGACAGAAUCCUUCGCAAAAAAAAACAAUUUAUCUUACAACUGGAUUUUUAGGGCAUCCAUUCCAAGUGAUAAGAUAGCAUUUCAAAGUCAACCAGUGGCAUUUGUGCCUCCUAUGGGUUCAAAGCCACGUACCCAAGUUCUCUUUGUGAAUGCUGUUCAUGAAUUUUUGUGGAAAUCUGCCCAGUGCCAACCAUCUCCAUUGUGGAUUGUUUUCGGUAAUAAAAGAUUUAUUCCAGUCCUA